AACAGGCGGUAGAAGAAUCAACAGUGGCGCUACGUUAAAUAAUGGAAACUCGAACAAAGAGCUAACCAGCCACUAGAAAAUAAGAGGUUGUGCUCGUUCUCUGUCCCUCGCGCGCAGUUCGGGCGUGCGGGAAUGAGAUGCACAAACACUUUCGGCCAUCAUAACCAUCUUGUGCAACUGUUUCUCUUCGGCCGUGUUCUAGUGCAAACGAACGAUGGACGCCAUUCGCACGAGAUAAAUCUUUUCUUCGCUCUAUCGUGAAGCGAGAGUGCGUACGCGUAACUCGGUGCCGGGUGUGAAGCUAUGCAAUAGUGUGACCGUGUGCUAAGUGGUUUCGGAGGAGCUCAGCGGAGUGAGGAUUUCAGCCUCGGGAACGGGGAGCAGCGCUUCGCGCUCGCGCGUGCAGCCGGGCAGGCUCGUCUUGGCGCUCGCGGUCGCGGAGCAUGGCGGACGCGAGCUGAGCGGCCGCGGCGUCCGGUCCGGGUCUCGCGGGCCGCUCCGCUCAGCCGGCCCGAUGGUGGCGGCACUGAGGUUAUUGUAUGGGUAUAUGCGUGAGCUGCCGGCGCCGCGAGAGGAAGGCUCCGGAGAAGCUAGCGGCGCUCGGCGCGGGCGGGCCCGCCGCUAAGGGCACGGCGGCCCUGCUGCUGCCGCGCCGCGCCGACCCGAGGCCCUUGCGCCCGCUGCCCAUCAUGGCCAACUCCAUUUCCAACAUCAAGAUGACCAACCCCAUCAAGGGCAUGGUCAGCAAGCGGCGGAAACGCUACAUCAAGGACGGAUUUAACCUGGACUUAGCCUACAUCACAGACCGGCUGAUAGCGAUGGGUUUCCCGGCGGAGAAGCUGGAGGGAGUCUACAGGAACCACAUCGACGAGGUCUACAGGUUCCUCGAGCAGAUGCACAAGGACCAUUACAAGAUUUACAACCUCUGUUCAGAGAGGUCUUACGACUCUGCAAAAUUUCAUGAGAGGGUGGUAAGGUACGCGUUCGAGGACCACACGCCUCCGAACAUGGAGCUGAUCCUGCCGUUCUGCGAGGACGUCCACAAGUGGCUCAACGCGGACCCCAAGAACGUGGCCGCCGUGCACUGCAAGGCGGGGAAGGGACGAACAGGCACCAUGAUAUGCUGCUACCUCCUGUACAGCCAGCAAAAGGCGACCGCGGACGAGGCGCUCAGGUUCUACGGGACGAGACGGACGCAUGACGAAAAAGGCGUAACGAUACCUUCGCAGCGGCGCUACGUAGAAUACUUCGCUGCGCUCGUCCGCUCCCGUCUCACAUACACGGCGACUAAAGUCCACAUUCGGGAACUAAUAAUGUCGCCUCCACCCAUGCUGAAUGGUGGACAAUGUUCGCUGGAGCUUACUGUGUCGCAAGCCAGUCCACCACUGAAGGCCCCAGCAGGCUGCCACGAAGUCCGCCGCGGCCCCACAGCGGUGUCAGUAGCCCUCACACACUGCACGCCCAUGUGGGGCGACGUGCGAGUGGACGUGUGCUCCAAGCCCAAGGUGUACAUGCGCAAGGAGAAGCUGUUCCACUUCUGGUUCAACACAUUCUUCCUGGCCGCCGGGCUGGACGCCGUGCGCGUGGAGCCCGACGACGGUUCGAAUUUGGAGACGUUCAAGCUGACGUUAAACAAAUGGCAGUUGGAUGACGCACAUAAAGACAAACAGCAUAAAUUAUAUAGCGAAGAUUUUAAGGUGGAGCUGAUCGUGCAGAAGCUGCCCGUCACCUCCACCUUCCCCGGCGCCGCGCGCCCCCCCGCCUCCUCGCCGCGCUCCUCCACCGCCUCCUCCUGCUCCGAGCCCGACACCGAGCCCGACGAGCACUGGGACUCCGGCGCGCCGGUGGAGCGCGUGGGGCGCUACCGGCCGCUGUCGCCGCCCGCGCCCGCGCCCGCGCCCGCCACGCCCAGCUCGCCCGACACGUAACGUGAAUCGACAUACUUGUGAAACCCGCCGGUGCCGAGGCAAAGGCUCCCCUAACUCGGUGCACUAAAGACUAACCGCAGCCUUUACUCUAGUGAUCUUACGAACUAGCUCUGUGUGUAGAUAAUAGUGUGGAGUGUUUUGUACAGAGAUUUUUAAGAACUCUUGUGAUAAUAAGUGAAAGGUACUGGAACGUUACCUCGAUGUAAAACGGUGUUUUUUUUUUUAUAAGAUGCAUUCUCGAUGCCCCUUACGAAAUGGUUUUGCCUUUCAUGGCAGCUACUUCGAUCAAAGCCCGAGAAAAUACUGCCAAUUUGUUAUACCCUGACAGAAAUAUAUGACUAUUAUCAAGGACAUAUCAUCACUACUUUGAAAAAAACUUGUAUCUUCGUCUGUCAAAUGAAAA
Leguminivora glycinivorella is the source of this 2331-nucleotide messenger RNA. RefSeq names its product phosphatidylinositol 3,4,5-trisphosphate 3-phosphatase and dual-specificity protein phosphatase PTEN (gene Pten). The coding region runs from base 540 to 1928 and encodes 462 amino acids. The record is from RefSeq and is a predicted model, not a curated record. Gene Ontology annotation, molecular function: protein tyrosine phosphatase activity; phosphatidylinositol-3,4,5-trisphosphate 3-phosphatase activity. NCBI's taxonomy places the organism in Eukaryota, Metazoa, Arthropoda, Insecta, Lepidoptera, Tortricidae. Gene Ontology annotation, cellular component: plasma membrane; nucleus; cytosol. The transcript has 10 exons. Gene Ontology annotation, biological process: negative regulation of cell population proliferation; cell motility; phosphatidylinositol dephosphorylation.